Rhinichthys klamathensis goyatoka is the source of this 615-nucleotide messenger RNA. RefSeq names its product ras-related protein Rab-39B. Gene Ontology annotation, molecular function: GTPase activity; GTP binding. The transcript is spliced from 2 exons. NCBI's taxonomy places the organism in Eukaryota, Metazoa, Chordata, Actinopteri, Cypriniformes, Leuciscidae. The record is from RefSeq and is a predicted model, not a curated record. Bases 13 to 612 code for a protein of 199 amino acids.
CGAUCAGCAGUCAUGAAUCUCACUGACUGUCAGUACCGUUUUAAAAUGAUCAUGAUAGGUUACAAUAAUGUGGGAAAGUCAUGUAUGCUGAGGCGCUACACAGAGGGCCUGUAUCCAGAGAGAAUCAAUUGUACUAUUGGAGUGGACUUCUGCAGUCACAUCCUAGAAGUGGAGCCUGAGGUGAGAGUGAAUCUACAGAUUUUCGAUACAGCCGGUCAUAAAUUGUUUUGGCCUGCUAUCUGCCGUUUCAUCCCUCAAUCGGUCGGAUGCCUGCUGGUGUUUGACCUGGGUGAUCGGGAGUCUUUCGACUACAUUAAGCAUCGGCACAAGGUGGUGUGCAAUAUUGCGCAGCCGUACACUGUGCUCUUCAUGCUUGUGGGACACAAGUGCGACAUAAAAGAGCAGGAGGUGAAUCAAUACGAGGUGGAAGAGUUUGCAAGUGAAUUGGGAGCGCCGUACAUCGAAGCCUCUGCCAUAACAGGCCACAAUGUGGCAGAAGCUUUUGAACUGUUGACCCGGCGUAUUUAUCAGGGUUAUCUGAGUGGAGAGGUGCGGUUGCAUGAGAGCUGGGGCAAGAUCCAUAAAAAUAAGGCAGCGGAAAACAACAAAUGAAGU